Molecule: messenger RNA, 2307 nt
Organism: Eimeria maxima
Lineage: Eukaryota; Apicomplexa; Conoidasida; Eucoccidiorida; Eimeriidae
Exons: 7
Coding region: 1-2307 (768 amino acids)
Source: RefSeq, a predicted model, not a curated record
AUGGGUAGGCAUGCAACUCAGCAGCAGCCUCUGCUGCAGCCUCAGCAACAGCAACAGAGCCAGCACCCGUGCCAGCCACAGCCACAACAACCCAGCCACCUUCAACGGCAGCAACAACAACAUAUCCCACAGCAGCAUGAGCGCCGCUGUUACCAGCAUAAGCAAGAAGAACAGCACCAACGCGAUGUGGUGCAAAAAGAGGCAGCUGCUCUCUCCCAGAGAGCUGCAAGCCUGCCUCCUUCCAUUAGGCAGGCGCCACCUUGCGUUUCCGUGCAGAGCAUUCCCAACCACAUUCAACAACAGCAGAAUCAGCAACUGCACCACCAGCAGCCACAGCAGUUUCUGCACCAGCAAAUAAAUGGUAGCAGUUAUCAAGCGGCGGAGUUUCUAAAAGGUGAUCUCAUGGGGGCCCCUUCUUUAAGUGGCACUGCAUCAGGGCCCUUACGCUAUGCUGAGAUGUUUCGAGGGCCAUCCCCCAGCUAUUCCAACCCCCCCGUAUACCCUUCCUUUCCGUUGUCAAACGUGGCACCUCCAACCUUGCAGCAGCAGUGGCAACAACAGCAACAGCAGCAGUGGCAUCAGCAACAGCAGCAAUGGCUGCAGCAACAGUGGCAGCCGGCGAUGCAGUUGCAGCAGGAGAUAAGGCCAGCGUAUGGAGCCCCUGCAUUUGCUGAGCCUGUGAAGCCGAUCUGUGCGAUGCUGCGUCCUACCCAGCUGCUCCCCAUGAGGCUGUUGGGUGACCUCCGGCUGUAUGUACCCCAUCGCGAGCCCUUCCUGGGUGAAGGAGGAAGCGUGCACAUGUACCUUCUAGGCAAGCAGGUAAAGCACUCUGUGGCAACCGACGAGGCGGAAGAGUGCACCCGAGACGUCUUAGCCCUCAUUGAAGCUCGGCAUGUCCCUGCAGACAGCACGAUGCCCCUCCUCAUACACGAUGGUCAUGUGGUAUGUGGGGGGCCUGAAGUGUGUCUUCGGUAUUUGGCCAAAAAGCUCGGUCAGUACGGCAGCGACCACCUCAAGGAUGCACUACAAGACAGAUUGCUAAUGGACCUCAAUACUUGGUUCAAUGUUCAGCAGGCGGCAAUUCAAUCAAUUCUGUCCCCUGAUACGAUGGCAAGGGACGCUGUCAGCGACUACCUGAAGAGCCGACGUCAUUUCUACCUGGAAGCCGAGAAGCUGUUGUCGUUUUUCAACAGCAAGAACGCAUGCGCCCAACCUGGGCUGGAAACCUCGCUGAGGGCCUCCACCGUUUCUCUAGACGCAUCCAUAAGGGGCCCCAUGGACACCCGGAUGCAGCCCUUCUUCCUUGGGGAGGAAGAUUCCCUUGCAGAUUAUUUUCUCUUCUCGCUUAUUGACGACGACCAACGAAUUGCCGAGUGCCUUAUCAGCAGCAGCAGCGAGGGAACCUCCAACAGUGAUAAGACGCAACAGCAUCAACAGCAGCAGCGAGCAGACUCUGAAGCUUCAGAGGUGGAAAUGCACUACUUCAACGAAACACCUCACUUGCAUUCCCUCUACGUGGCUUUGCUGAACCUUCCCCUUAUACAAGAGGCGUUGCUGUCGAGCGACAGCCAUGACGGAGCACCAGGACCAACAGCAGGAACAGCAGCGGCAGCAGCCCAAGAAGACAUAAGUCCAGAUGACUCAGGGCAAUCAAAGGACCGGAUGGCCCCUUGCGUUGCUACAGAAGCAUCCACUGCUGCGUCGGUUAGCGACUCUCCACUGCAGCACCUGCAGCGCCAGCAGCUGGUGCAGCUGCAACAGCAGCAACUGAAGCAGCUGCAACAUCAGGGCCUUACGGGCUCCCUUGUCCAGUGCGGAGAAGGGCCCCAGUCUUACUUCCUGCCACAUCUGGGGGGUAGCUACUGCCUACCGCGAACCCCAGCUGCUGCUGCAGCGCUGCACACCACGCUUCCCAGGGGAAUCUCACGGGGUAUCCAGGGGGCCCCCUACGCCUAUGCCAGCGGUGCUGGCUACGUGCAGCACAUGAUGCUUCCACAGGCUGGAGCAGCACCACCCGCCGGGGCUUCUUUCACUGGGACGUGCGGGGCAACCCCAAGCUACUGGCAACCCCUGACACCUGGGGGACCACUGCAACGCCAGCAAAGCUUACAAACUGCAGAGUGCAGCAUCUACACAGGCCUCAAUCCUGGUACUUCCCAUGCGCAGCAGCAACUGCUUAUGCAGCAACUGCAGCAUGCAGGGCGAAAAGGGCCAAGUAUGCAUGAUAUGCAGCACCCCCAGAACCCACCACCUGGCUCUUCGCCGCAGGGAGCUGUCGGUGGCGAUAUUGGAGGGGCAACCAAAUGA